Cricetulus griseus (Chinese hamster) is the source of this 786-nucleotide messenger RNA. RefSeq names its product gap junction protein beta 6 (gene Gjb6). Gene Ontology annotation, biological process: cell communication. The record is from RefSeq and is marked provisional. Gene Ontology annotation, cellular component: connexin complex. Lineage: Eukaryota; Metazoa; Chordata; Mammalia; Rodentia; Cricetidae.
AUGGAUUGGGGGACCCUGCACACUGUCAUUGGUGGUGUGAACAAGCACUCCACCAGCAUAGGGAAGGUGUGGAUCACAGUCAUCUUUAUUUUCCGAGUCAUGAUCCUUGUGGUGGCAGCCCAGGAAGUAUGGGGUGAUGAGCAGGAGGACUUUGUGUGCAACACUCUGCAGCCAGGGUGCAAGAAUGUCUGCUAUGACCACUUCUUCCCGGUAUCCCACAUCCGGCUCUGGGCCCUGCAGCUGAUCUUCGUGUCCACCCCAGCACUGCUGGUGGCCAUGCACGUAGCCUACUACAGACACGAAACUGCCCGUAAGUUUAUACGUGGGGAGAAGAGGAAUGAGUUUAAAGACCUGGAGGACAUCAAACGGCAGAAGGUGCGCAUCGAGGGCUCGCUGUGGUGGACAUACACCAGCAGCAUCUUCUUCCGAAUCAUCUUUGAAGCAGCCUUCAUGUAUGUGUUCUACUUCCUCUACAAUGGAUACCACCUGCCCUGGGUGCUGAAAUGCGGCAUUGAGCCCUGCCCCAACCUUGUGGACUGCUUUAUUUCGAGACCAACUGAGAAAACAGUGUUUACUGUUUUUAUGAUUUCCGCAUCUGUGAUUUGCAUGCUGCUCAAUGUGGCCGAGUUGUGCUACCUGUUGCUAAAACUGUGUUUCAGGAGAUCCAAAAGAACACAAGCACAGAGAAACCAUCCCAACCAUGCCCUGAAAGAGAGCAAGCAGAAUGAAAUAAACGAGCUGAUCUCAGACAGCGGUCAAAAUGCAAUCACAAGUUUCCCAAGUUAA